This is a messenger RNA of Abrus precatorius (Indian licorice), 2283 nucleotides long. Its product is annotated as pentatricopeptide repeat-containing protein At1g74630-like. Gene Ontology annotation, molecular function: RNA binding; protein binding. The coding region runs from base 84 to 1550 and encodes 488 amino acids. The transcript is spliced from 5 exons. Lineage: Eukaryota; Viridiplantae; Streptophyta; Magnoliopsida; Fabales; Fabaceae. The record is from RefSeq and is a predicted model, not a curated record. Gene Ontology annotation, biological process: RNA modification.
ACUAUUUUCCCGAUCAAUCUUUUUCUGGGUCAUUCUGAUGAUAAGCUUAUGACUUGUCUGAGUAGCAUUGCGUUGCAACAAAAAUGGGAACCGCCACUGUGGCAUCAACACUCGUUAACAUGGCAGAGAAGUGCAGUUGCAUGCGAGACCUCAAGCUCCUCCACGCUCACGCAUUGCGCGCGUGCCUCCACCAACACGCGGUGGUCCUCGGCAAGCUCUUCCGCUUCGCCGCCGUGUCCCCCUUAGGCGACUUACCCUACGCCCACCGCAUGUUCGAUCAAAUGCCCCACCCAACCACCUUCUUCUACAACACUCUCAUUCGCGCUCACUCCCAAUCCGCCACCCCUUCUCUGUCUUCCCUCUUCUUUAACCUCAUGAGGCAAAACGACGUUGCCCCAGAUCACUAUUCCUUCACCUUCUUGCUCAAGUCGCGAUCGAGGACCACCCCUUUGACCCACCAUAGUGACAUACACGGCGCCGUUUUGAAGUUCGGAUUUUGUCGCCACUUACACGUGCAGAACGCGUUGAUACAUUUGUAUGCCUGUUGGGGAGUGACCCUUUUGGCCCGUAGGGUUUUUGAGGAUCUUUUGCUACUGGGUUUGGAUGUUGAUGUUGUGUCUUGGUCGGGGUUACUUGUUGCGCACGUAAAAGCUGGUGAGUUGGACGUUGCCCGCAGGGUGUUUGAUGAAAUGCCUCAAAGGGAUGUGGUUUCCUGGACUGCUAUGUUGUCAGGGUAUUCACGUGCAAGGCAGCCCAGAGAGGCGCUGGAGUUGUUUGGAGAGAUGAGGCGUGCCGGGGUGUGGCCGGAUGAAGUUACCUUGGUGAGUGUGGUCUCAGCUUGUGCGAGUUUGGGAGACGUGGAAACGGGUGGGAUGGUUCACCGGUUUGUGGACGAGAAUGGGUUUGGGUGGAUGGUUGCGCUUUGCAAUGCUCUCAUUGACAUGUAUGGGAAGUGUGGAUGCUUGGCGCAGGCAUGGCGUGUGUUUGAUGGGAUGACGAGGAGGAGCUUGAUCACAUGGAAUACGAUGAUGACGGUGUGUGCAAACCAUGGAAAUGCUGAUGAUGCAUUUGGGUUGUUUGAAUGGAUGAUUCGUUAUGGGGUUGUGCCUGAUUCGGUGACGAUUCUAGCGCUUCUGGUUGCAUAUGCGCAUAAGGGGUUGGUGGAUGAGGGAAUUAGAUUGUUUGAGAGCAUGGAAAGGGACUAUGGGAUUGAACCCAGGAUUGAGCAUUAUGGUGCCAUGGUAGAUAUGUUGGGACGUUCAGGGCGAUUACAGGAGGCUUAUGAUCUGCUUACAAAUAUUCCAAUUCCAAGCAAUGAUGUUGUUUGGGGAGCACUACUUGGAGCUUGCAGGAUUCACGGUGAUGUUGACAUGGGGGAAAAGGUUAUAAAGAAAUUGUUGGAGUUGAAACCAGAUGAAGCGGGAUACUAUAUUCUCCUGCGGGAUAUCUAUGUUGCUGCAGGUCGGACUGUAGAAGCCAAUGAGAUGAGGCAAGCCAUGUUAGCUAGUGGAGCAAGAAAAAAUCCCGGCUGUAGUUGGGUAGAAGCAUGAAGUUUAGGUUGGAAUUCACUGCAAUCGUUGUGGAAGGCAAUGGUGAUACCCUCAGUGCAGGCUGUAGAGUUGUCUAUUCUCUUGCCAUUUUUUUUUUGUCAAGACAAUGGCACUGUUGAAGAUUUUUUGGAACCAGUACUAUCUCUGUAAAUAUCUCAUGAAGCAGUGAAUGUGAAACUAUUCCUGGAAAUGAAAGUUGUUGGAUUUGUUCUAUGAUGAAUUAGUCAAGCAGAUGCUGAUAUUUCACUCUAAAGGAAUGUGCCCGUCUCCAUAACACAGUAAUCUUAUGGCACACCAGGCCAGUGGGAUAAAGCUUGAUUGUUGUUGUUAUGACACACAUUAGGGGCACACAUGUGAUCAGGAAACGCGUCUUAAUCUGUUCCUUUGUGACUACCUUCAAUCCAUAUGAUCAUAAAGAGAAGUUGAGGUCCAAGACUCCAUGAUAUGAAGCACAUUCAAACCAGCAGGCGCUCAAACCCGAACUAGAGAGGCAAAUGAAGAGGCUGAAAGUAAAGAUGAAUGUUGCAAAGGUAGAUGUUGAAAUAGUAUGAAGACCUUGGUGAAAUCAGAACAAGGUUUCAAAGACAAAUUUUGAUGAUGUAGUAGGACAUGGAAGAUCAUAGACUUGUCACUUAAUGAAUAAUUUACCUUAGGUAUUAGUCCAUAUAUGUAGCAGAUAAACCAUCUAUUUGUGAAUAAUUGAAUGUACUUCUGGGUGUUGAUGCAAGAGAAA